Molecule: messenger RNA, 7360 nt
Organism: Cyclopterus lumpus (lumpfish)
Lineage: Eukaryota; Metazoa; Chordata; Actinopteri; Perciformes; Cyclopteridae
Gene: wdr26a
Product: WD repeat domain 26a
Exons: 13
Coding region: 361-2193 (610 amino acids)
Biological process (GO): proteasome-mediated ubiquitin-dependent protein catabolic process
Cellular component (GO): GID complex
Molecular function (GO): protein binding
Source: RefSeq, a predicted model, not a curated record
UCCGCUGACGUCAGUGCGUAUGUCUAUAACAGGGCUGCAGCUGUCUGAUAGCAACAAUAACAAGCUCUACCCAACUGCAUACAGCGGUUUUAACGGUACCUGACAGCACAGAAUUGCACGGAAUUUGUUCAAAAUGCUACCGUCGAAAUAACCUUGGUCUCCGUUUGUUCGUCGUGCGAGUCGACAUCCGGGUUAUUGUCGCCGCCGCCGCCGCCAAACGAACACGGAGACUCGGCCGCAGCGGGAGCAGGGCAGUUCGGGGCUGCAUCUGGGUCAGUGGGCCUCUCGGCAGUACUGGUGGUGUAGUUCUCCCUGCGGUGACCCGUCUCCCUGCCAUCUGUUCAAUAACCACCGUGUAACAUGCAGGCUAACGGGGCAGGACAGGACCGAGACUCAGAACAGUACUGCCGAAACAACAGCGAGUCGUCCUCCACCGGAGGAGCUCACUCUAACGGACUCCAGUCAGUCCCCAACAAUGGAAACACUGUCAGCAACAACAACAACAACAACGGAGUGUCAGCUCAGCCUCCGUCCAACAACACGGCGGCUGAGGCCAACUCGGGCGUGAAGAAGAAGAAGCGUUUGUCCCAUUCUGAGGAGGAUGUCAUCCGGCUGAUAGGACAGCAUUUACAGGAUCUCGGUCUCAAUCAGACGGUGGACCUCCUGAUGCAGGAGUCGGGCUGCAGACUGGAGCAUCCCUCUGCCACAAAGUUCCGCAAUCAUGUCAUGGAAGGAGAGUGGGACAAGGCCGAGAGUGAUCUGAAUGAGCUAAAGGCGUUAAUGCAUUCUCCGAGUGCAAUUGUGCGGAUGAAGUUCCUGCUGCUGCAGCAGAAGUAUUUGGAGUAUCUGGAGGAUGGAAAGGUCCUGGAGGCCCUGCAGGUCCUCAGAGCGGAGCUCACCCCUCUGAAGUACAACACUGAGCGUAUCCACAUUCUGAGCGGGUACCUGAUGUGCAGUCAUGCAGAGGACCUGCGAGCCAAAGCAGAGUGGGAAGGCAAAGGCACGGCAUCCCGAACUAAGCUGUUGGACAAGCUGCAGACAUACCUGCCUCCGUUGGUGAUGCUGCCUCCUCGCCGCCUGCAGACUCUGCUGAAACAGGCAGUUGAGCUGCAGAGGGAGCGCUGCCUCUACCACAACACCAAGCUAAACAGUGGACUGGACUCUGUGUCUCUGCUGCUGGACCAUGCCUGCAGCCGGAAGCAGUUCCCCUGCUACACUCAGCAGAUUCUCACUGAACACUGCAACGAAGUCUGGUUUUGCAAGUUCUCCAACAAUGGCACCAAACUGGCAACCGGGUCCAAAGACACCACAGUCAUUGUGUGGCACGUGGAUGUGGAAACCCAGCAGCUGAAGUUGCUGAAGACUCUGGAGGGUCAUGCUUAUGGUGUUUCCUACCUGGCAUGGAGCCCUGAUGAUGCCUACCUGAUAGCCUGCGGUCCUGAUGACUGCUCUGAGCUGUGGCUGUGGAAUGUACAGACGGGGGAGUUACGGACAAAGAUGAGUCAGUCUCAUGAGGAUAGCCUGACCAGCGUCGCCUGGAAUCCAGAUGGUAAACGCUUUGUCACUGGUGGACAGAGAGGCCAGUUCUACCAGUGUGACAUGGAUGGAAACCUGCUAGACUCAUGGGAAGGAGUUCGGGUGCAGUGCCUGUGGUGUCUGAAUGACGGCCGGACCGUCCUUGCAUCCGACACCCACCAACGCAUUCGCGGAUACAACUUUGAGGACCUCACUGACAGAAACAUAGUUCAGGAGGACCACCCCAUCAUGUCUUUCACUGUUUCCAAAAAUGGAAGGUUAGCUCUGCUCAAUGUUGCAACUCAGGGAGUGCACCUGUGGGACCUGCAGGACCGGGUGCUGGUGAGGAAGUACCAAGGGGUGACCCAGGGCUUCUACACCAUCCACUCUUGCUUCGGAGGGCACAAUGAAGACUUCAUUGCUAGUGGCAGUGAAGACCACAAAGUUUACAUCUGGCACCGGCGCAGUGAGCUGCCCAUCGCGGAGCUGACUGGCCAUACUCGCACAGUCAACUGUGUGAGCUGGAACCCCAUCCUACCGGGACUGCUGGCCAGCGCCUCCGACGACGGGACCGUCCGUAUCUGGGGACCUGCCCCCUUCCUGGAUGUCCAGGAUGCAGAAGGGCUCAAUGGUAUGAACAUGAAAACUAGUAUGUCUACUCAAAAGGGAACAAGUUGAAUUAUCUGUCAGCCAUUGCCUUCAUCAGGCUCCUCAACAGUUUGCAUAAGUAGGACUAGAAUCCACAGUUUCUUCCUAUAUUUUGUUUUACAUUAACAUCAGCAGUCCUCCUCAACACAAUGACAUUUCACACUCUGAAUGUUGAUGAAAUAAAUUAAUGUGUAAUCUUGAUUUGAAAUUUAGUAAGAUUAACUCUUUAUGGCUUAGGUGAAGUCUUUGAAUCCUAAACAAACAAACAAAACAUUCUGAAUAAAAAUAAUAUGAAAAAAGCUUUAAAUUCAGAAACAGAGCGGGCCUGCCUGAUCACCAAAGUCAAGGGGUCCUGACUCCAAACACCUGGUCUCCUCUGGCUUUUAGCCUCGACGUAGGACCUACUAACAGACCCCCACCGGAGGAUCUAAAUCUGUUAUGGGGAUAGCAGGUCACAGUCGUCGGUAGUGAUCAUUUCAUCCUCAAAUCUCAAAAUCUAAUUUAAAAUGUAAAGGUAACCAAUGUAGGGAUGCUUCUGUGCAGUCUUUUGAUGGAUCUUGUGAGCAUCUUGCUGUAGCAUUCUGGACCAGUUGAAGCCUGAACACGUUGCAUUGACUCACACAUGAAUAUAAAGAGUCACAAUACUUUAACUGGGAUGUAAUAAGAGCAUGGAUGAGAGUUUCCAUGUUCUUCUUUGCAGAUUAAAAGGUUUAAAAGGUUUAAAAGGUUUAAGAAUGUUACAGAGUUGUCUCGAUUUUACGAGAACUUAAGGCUACAUGCACACUACCUUUUUGUUAUAAAACAGCGUUUUAAAACAAUCUCCGUCCAGACGAGUAUUUUAGCGAGGUUUUAGAAAUAUUCUCCGUCCAUACACCAUGCCUAAAAUCACAUGACCGUGGCUGUUAACGCCACUGCACAAGGAAAUUGUCGCAAAGUGUUUAAUAAUAGCCUGUGCAUGUAGGCAGUAGUAGCAUUUGACAACAGAUGCUAGCAGCACAGCAUGUUCAGCAACACAUGUAAUUUGUUAUCCAUAUUGAAAUUAACCACUGAAUUUAGGUUUAUUAGAUUAGAUUUGAUUUAAAGUCAAGUGGUCAACUGUAUUAACAGCAAUUAAACAAAUGUUUGGCCACAGUCACUCUGACUCGACCUAAAGCCCAACUCAAAUUGACCAAAGAGUAUGUUGCUGUUCAUUUAGCCAAGAAGGAAUGUUUAGAUAUUAGGCAGAAGUUAUUUGUUAAUAUGUCAAAAAAGAUGGCUCUUGAGAAGUGGUUGAACUAUGGCCAGAAGUUGUGUGCAUGAUUGAUUAUGCCUGGACUAAAUGGACAGGUUGACUGAAAUAUCCCUUGAGUUGAAAGAAUAUCCAGGAAUAUCAUUUGUAAUGAUAUAUUGGUUAGCUGCUUAGCAGUGACGUAUUUAAAUGCUUCCACCAGGGUGCAGGAUGUGCUAUAGCAAAAGUCAGGUGGAGUAAUUCAGGUCCGAACAAACCUUAUUAGAAAUAAAUGCAAAAAGGUCCUUGCAUUUAGUGAUAUGUUGAGGAGGGUUUGUGCUGUGGCUAAUAAUGUUUACUUCUCACUUCAGAUCUGAAAAAUACUUUCUUGUCAUGAAUUUCUUCAGCCUUUCAAGGUUAGUGAAACGUUUUGAAGCCCUCCAUUUGCGUUGUGCUUGUGACACGUUUUCUUUAAUGAAUGGAUUUCAUUGUAAAGCAAACGCUAAGAUAACAAUUUAAAACAUACAGUAGAGUAACAGUAUGCCAUUUAAAACUUACAGCAUACUACAGUCUCUCUGAGAAGGCUAACCACACUUUGCCCAACUGGCCUGUUCUAAGCAGCUCAGUGCACACAUUGUAUUUUCAUCAAUGUUUAUGAUGAUGGCACAACUACAGUAGCCUCUCUAAAAUAACACAAACUGUAUAGUCCAGUAAUAUGUCACUUGACCUCAUAGAAAUUGCAAGAACAACUGUUUUACUUCUAUUGUAUUGUGCAUAUACAAAAGUGUGACUUCACAGUACAAGGGUAACAAAGAUCUUGGUAGAACUAGACCAGAUCGGUACAAUAGGACCACAUCGGGGUGGAAUAGGACCUGAUCUGGAUAGAAUAUGACCUAAUCUGAGUAUAAUAGAACUAUGUCUGAGUGGAAUAGGACCAGGUCUGGGUAGAAUAAGACACAGGCUUGGUAGUAUAAGACUAGAUCCUAGUAGAAUAUAGGACCAGGUCUGGGUGGAUAGGACAAGGCCAAUUAUGUAAUCAUAAUUAGUUCUCAUCACUGAUGUACUGUAUUUUGUUUUUGGAGGAAAAAAAACAGGAUGGACAAAUCUAACAUUCACCGCAAUGUAGAUUCACUGAAAUGUGACUAAAAAGGUGUUCUUGGUAUGAUCGUACUUGGCCAAUUUUAUUCCCUUUUAUACAAUUCCUUAGGGCUUGUAUCUCUCUCAUACAGACAACAUGUAUUGAGUUUGUUGUGUGUGUUGAUCCACAUUUUGGGGUAAAAUGUCUGGACUUUUCCAGAAUAAAGAAUAAUGAGUGAUUUUUAACAGCAUACAGCUAGUUGUUUUGAAAAUUUUGUCCAGACAUUUUAUUUCAAUGAGGGUAGACUGAAUAUGAGGAGCAGGAAACAAGAGUCCUGGAUGACUUUCACACCAUGUGACUGGUAGCAAAAACACACUAGUUGUCAACCAACAUAUCUUUUAGUGUUUGUGCUGUUGGUUUCUCACAUAUAAUGAAGGAAAUAAAAUCGUAAUAAGAAUAAAUGGUUAAGUUAAGAAUGCUAUGACCUCUGUCUUUUUUCUGUGCUGUCAGAAUGUUGCAGCUAAUGAUUCGGAGGAGCGCUAAGACUCUUAGACACUUGAAUGGAUAAAGCAGAAACAGCUUUGGUCACUGGACAGCAGCUUCCUGGAGACGGGGCCAGUGGUGCUGCAUGUCAGGAUGUCACAACACAGAGAUGUCAACCCAGUCACAUUAUUGAGAGCAGAGCUGACCGGAUGAAGCUGGGCUCCACGACCUCCAGUAUCUGACCCACCUCCUCCUCCUGUUCCCUCAGUACCAUCUAGGACCACCCACAUCCUCUUAUUUAUUAUCAACAACAUUGUGUAUUCAUGAGUAGUUCACUGACUUGUACUAUUCUGUGACGUCGCAGCGCCUUCUUGUGGAGGUUGUGUGUUGUUAUUUUUAUUCAGUCCUGAAGAAGCUUCAACUUAUGUCCUCUUUCACCUCCUGAACCUUUCUAAGAUAUGUGAACUAUAGAGCCACUUGAUGGGUGCACCCAAUUGAAGAGUAUCUUUAAAUUUAAAAAAAAGUAUAUGUUAUCUUUAAUGCAGAGUACAUUUUAAUUUCAGUUAUUUUCCUUCAGCUUUGCUGCUUCUAAGUAGAGAAGGAAUAGUAUAUGAUGAGCAUGCUGCACAGGAUGUUUCACACUUGCAGUAUGUCCUGAUAUAGAAUACAUUGAUGCCUUCUGAGAGUAUACAGCUGAUGUGUGAAAACCUAUAGAGUUCAAAUGAUUAUCUGUUCAAUCCGUACCUCUGCAUAUGGAUUAUCUGUGUAAUUUUCUUUAAGCCAUUGGCGUGGAUUUGCUCUUUAUGUUGCUGUGACAUCUUCACUAUUUUUCCAUUGCAGCCUGUUGCCAUCUUUCAUUUUCAUAUGAAUUUCACUUGGUUUGGUUUAGUUGUUACAUGUUUUAAGUCUAACUUAUUACUGUUUUUAACUUAUUAGUUUUGUAUGUACUUCAAGUGGAAAGAGACACAACCAGUAGAGCCCCCAAAAUCCUGUCUCAACUGUGAGCUUUGGCUGGUGUUAUUGCCAUGUUUUCAUAUUGUCAACAAAUCCAAUGAAAAGACCAGAACCAACAAUGUGUCUGUUUGUCAGAACUUUCUGAUGUCUCUAUCCUGUCUGUGACACUCAGCUGCAAGCCCAUUUGUUACUACUGAAGAUGUACAUCUUUCAGCCUUUUUUUAAAACUUAUCUUUAGUCUUUUCCUAAAGCAGCUGGUGACUGUGGUUUGUAACAAACAUUACUCAGACAGGAAGAAACUGCGUUUGUUGGCUAUUUAUCAAAAUGUGGUGCUCUAGUGAGUAUUUGUGCAGCAGGACGGUGUGUGGGAAGUAUAACUUCAGAGUGUGUGUUCAUGGUGAUGAAGGAACAUGUCAGCCAGUGCAACAGUGUAACUUGUGUGUUUGUGGACAACAAUGGAGUUUUAUGGCACCGAGGAAAAAGAUCUAUCAGCCGGUGAUGCACACAAUACUUGUUAGUACUGUACUUUUAUUUUUUACAGGAGAAGGUCUAUGCAUGAGAUUUGUUCAUGAUAUAAAUAAAGAAAUAUAUAAUUGCCAGCCAUAACUGUAAGUGCAGGACAUUAGUGAGCUGACAGUAACACAGUGUAUGUAACAAUCAAUGUGUAACACAUUUGUACACACGUGUAACAUAUGAAUAUGAACUUCUACACAGUUUUCCCUUCAGAGAGUCAAAAGAACGAUCUUGCCUAAUAUAAUAUUCUGUGUAAUAUGUGCUGUAUAUUUGUAUGUAAUGGCAUGUAUUAUGAGGCUGUGUAGAAAUGGCAAACAGGAUGAUGUGUUUUUCAGGGUUCCCAUGCUAGUUUUUUACUGUCAGAUUCCAAAAGGUUGCAGAUGCUCUUUCAGAGCUUCAUACCAAAUGGUCUUCACUGCACAACUGUCAUAUACUCUUGUAAUAUAAAGCAGCAAGUUUACAUUUACACCUGCGUACACAGACAAAUCGUUUUGAGAUUCACAAACAACAGUGGAGCUGAACUUACAUUUUAGUUUCCAAACCGCUUCCAGAGAUAACCAAAUUCUAAAACCUUUCCAGGCCUGGACGAUAACUGCAGGACGUUCAGGACUGUGGGAACCCUGUUUGUCUGCUCAGACGCCAUCACCACUUCCACCACACAACAGCUAGUGGUGCACAAUAAUGGAUUUCACACACACUUAAUUCUAUCACAGCUGUGGUGUUCUAGUUUCUGCUUUUGCAGCUUCCUUUGUUUAUUCCAAGUAUUUCAGGCUUGUCUUCUUUUCUCUUCUCGUAAGAAGCCAAAGUAGAAACUGUGUUUGCUUGCAGGCAGUUUCUGCCAGAAACCAUUUGACAUUUUAAAUGUGUUAUUACAAAACGUGAUUGUACUGUUGUGUAUUGUCUGUCAGAGAAGUGUUAUGUAAGCAUAUUUUAAAUAAAGCAUUCAGGGUUUUAAAAUGUAA